CCAUGACUGCCCAAAAUUCUUCGGUAAUGUCGGCGCUGGCAGAGCAAAAAGUAGUUACAGAAAAAUUGGUUCGACAAGAUUCUACGGCAGCGUCGAUUAAAUCUGGUUUUCCUCUGACCUCUACAGAAGACUUAAUUAAGAUUAAUGAAAAAGUGGUACCGGAAACCCGUUCCAUGUUGAUUUCUGUAAUAAGAACUCUGCUUCAACACUCACUCAGCAAAAACCUGAAAUACGUGUUCAGUACUGACAUAAUAAUGGAGUACAACGUAGACGGAACCCACGGAAAAAAGAGCCUCAAGGAAUAUAAAAAUUUCUAUGCGGUUUUUUUGGAAUCUAUAAUAAGCUUUACCAGCGCCGAUGAACCAGAAACGCAACUAAGAAAAGCACUCCAGUUGAACAAGAAGAGGUUUUUUCAAAAAAGGGCUCUCACGGAAAAAUCUUCGCAGCAACCGGGUUCAUCAAAUAAAAAUCACGAUGUUUAACUGGCUUUAUUUCUUUUUUUAAUGAAU
This is a messenger RNA of Rhagoletis pomonella (apple maggot), 509 nucleotides long. RefSeq lists its product as uncharacterized. NCBI's taxonomy places the organism in Eukaryota, Metazoa, Arthropoda, Insecta, Diptera, Tephritidae. The record is from RefSeq and is a predicted model, not a curated record. The coding region runs from base 3 to 482 and encodes 159 amino acids. The transcript has 3 exons.